AUUAACAUGGCGCUUUACCCUUGAUCGGAUAUAAAUGGUAUAGUGAGAUGUGAAGAGUUCUUAAAGUUGAUAUGUGCUGUUUUGACGUGUAAUUGUACUACCGGAAGAUGAAAACUUAAGUAACACAGACUUUGAGGUAUAGGAUAAUGUCGAGAAAAUAAUUAAAACAUUUUUAUAGAAAGUAAAAGGAAUCGAACAUUGUCUUGACGGUCGACUGCUAUCCGUCCGUAUUGUUAAUUAUGCGUUGCAGUGUAUGAACAUAGAAAGCUUCGAACGAUUUGCAUGUGAAACUAAAAAGAGAUUGAGUUACAUUGUAAAAGUUUUUCGGAUAAACGUCAAAAUCUUCCAACAAUAUGUCUCUGUACGACGAUUUUGACAAACACCGAACUAAUGAGAAGGUCGCAGGGUGGUCAUCCGGUAUCAAACUGCUGCAAUCUCAGUUACAGCUAAAAAAAGCUGCCACAACACAACCAAAACGUGAACAGUAUAGGAAAGCUACUGCUGUACUAGCACCAGUGAUAGACUUGAAAUCGAAAGCCAACCGUGAUUUGGAUAGAGAGGAUGAUGCUACCCAUAAUAAUCCAUUGUCUACUAGCAAUGUAAGUGGGAUAGGAGUUGGCGGUGAAUUUGAUUGGAAUGUAGUGAAUGAAUAUGACCCUAUAUGGCCCAAUGAAUAUGAGAAAGUUGUGAAGGAACUGCGUGAUAUGAGAGACAGAGAACAUGAUCAAGAGACAGAAAUGCGCAAACGUAGGAGAGAUAACACACGUUUUGAGGAUAAUCAGGCUUCUAGCAGUAACAGUACAAUGAUACCUCCCGAGAGAGACGAGGAGAGGACACCAUCUUCUCGAGGUAUAAUUGGAGGUGCUGCGAUAGCUCCACCACCUUCUCUGCAGGAAUCCUCGGAAUUGCCACCCCCAGCACCGCGAUCGCAGCAAUCUAGUCUAGGCUAUGCCACGUCGUCUGUAGCUGCAAAAAUAAUGGCCAAAUACGGCUUCAAGGAGGGACAGGGACUCGGCAAAAAGGAACAAGGCAUGUCAGUAGCCUUACAAGUAGAGAAAACGAGUAAACGUGGUGGUAGAAUAGUCGGGGAAAGGGAGCAACUCAUGCCGCCACCGCCACCUCUUACGGCUUCACCGCCUCUGAUGCAACUACCUCCGCAACCACAACCUGCAGAAGAGCCUAGUAUCACCGAGAUAAUGAAGUGUCCUAGUAAGGUCGUACUUUUACGAAAUAUGGUUGGUCCUGGAGAGGUGGAUGAUGAUCUCGAACCGGAAGUGAAGGACGAGUGCAACACGAAAUACGGUGAUGUCGCACGCGUUAUUAUUCACGAAGUGAUGGAAGCUGCACCGGAGGAGGCAGUUCGAAUUUUCGUGGAGUUCAAAAGAAUAGAGAGCGCUAUUAAGGCUGUGGUAGAUUUAAACGGACGCUUCUUUGGCGGUAGACAAGUUAAAGCGGGAUUUUAUUCUAGUGAAAAACUCGAUAUGCUACAAUUGAUGGACUAGAAGAUGGGUUGUGUGGAAAACAAUUUUCAUACAUUGGUUCAGUAUCUUCUCCCUUCACAAAUUGUAUAUUUUUAAAUAAGGUGUGAAAAAAAGUGUAAAAUACCUUAGAUAUUAUUUGAAUAUCCAAGAGAUCAUUUCUUCUGUUGAUUAUAUUUUUACAUUUAUAUACACGCAAUGUUACAUCGUACGCAUUCAACGAGUAUUUCUAGAUAAAGAUAAAAAAUAAAUUUUUCAAUUAUAA
Molecule: messenger RNA, 1743 nt
Organism: Odontomachus brunneus
Lineage: Eukaryota; Metazoa; Arthropoda; Insecta; Hymenoptera; Formicidae
Gene: Spf45
Product: splicing factor 45
Exons: 4
Coding region: 354-1502 (382 amino acids)
Biological process (GO): alternative mRNA splicing, via spliceosome; mRNA cis splicing, via spliceosome
Cellular component (GO): precatalytic spliceosome
Molecular function (GO): RNA binding
Source: RefSeq, a predicted model, not a curated record